UAACACCAUCCCCCACAGUUCAUGAACCGCCUUGGUAUAGUAGUGGUGCUGACAGAUCUCAAGAUCUGGGAUGCUGGCGACGAGAUCACCAUAGGAACCAGACUCAACGACACUCUGGUCAACAUGAAGGAGUACCGCAAGCGACUACUCAGGAAGGAACCGCACCUUCACAACCAUAACUUGGUGUUUCUGACACGUGCUGUGAUGAACGACGAUAGGGUAGGAAGGGCUGACAUUGGACAGAUGUGCAGUGAGGUCCAGUCUGUGAGCGUGGUUAAGGACCUGAAGGAGGAUCCCGGGCUGGUGGGCAGUAUCCUGGCCCACGAGAUGGGCCACAACUUGGGCAUGAGGCAUGACGACGAGGGACAACGAUACCUGGGGCAUCAAUGCCAAUGUCCCACCUCCAUGUGCAUCAUGAACUCCAGUGUUAGUGAUGUAUACAAUCCCAGGAUAGCCUGGAGCUCCUGUAGUAGGGAAUACGUCGACAAUAUGCUGGAGACGACAGCCUAUGACUGCCUGAAGAACGUACCGACGAGGAUGAUGUCAGAGGCUAGCUGUGGGGAUGGGGUGGUGGACGUGUCUGCUGGGGAGCAGUGUGACUGCGGUCCCCCGGAGUUCUGUCACAACCCCUGUUGCGUCCCCACCACCUGUAGGCUAGCAGCCAACGCCUCCUGCGCCUCUGGUUCCUGCUGUGACACUCAGAGGUGUCAGCCCAAGAAAGUCGGGUCAGAGUGCCGGGAGGCGAAGAGUGAGUGUGACCUGCCAGAGUACUGCUCGGGGGAGUCAGAGUACUGCCCCGACGAUGUACUCAAGAGUGACGGAUCCACCUGUUGGGGAGGCAAGGGCCACUGUUAUGAGGGCCAGUGUGGGAGCCACGAGGGUCGGUGCAAGUACGUGUGGGGCCCCGACGCACGUGUGGGUAACCAGGAGUGCUUCAAGAAGCUCAACGUGCAAGGUAAUGGUCACGGUAACUGUGGUCGGCGCCCCACCCGUGACGAGCAGUACCAACCCUGUGACCAGAGCUCGGUGUUGUGUGGUACUCUUCACUGUCUGCCAUAUGCGGGCCAGAAGAGUCGUUUCCACAUGCACCACUACAACGCCAGCGAGCUGGUGGGACGACACACCUGCCACUUCGUCUCCUCCGUCACCCACUAUCCCAGCGAGGACUGGUUGUCCCCCAGUGGUUCCAUCUGCGGUGACGGCAAGAUGUGCGUCAAUCAGAAGUGCGUGGAGAUCGCGGCUCCUGACGGAGACUGCCGGGACGGGUGUUCGGGUCGCGGGGUGUGCAACAACAGAGGUCACUGCCACUGUGAUCCUGGCUUCGCUCCCCCUGACUGCUCCUUCCCCGGACUCGGGGGAUCCUACGAUAGCGGACACAUGCAUGAUGUAUCAGAUAAGAGUUAUCUGAUAACUCUGGGGUGGGUGCUGGUGGUGCUGUUGGUGGCGUCCCUCUUCAUCGUCUGCUGCUGCUGGGGUUACAUCAGGUGCUGGUGGGACAGACGAGGUCGUGCCCGCCUCUCCCCACUUCUUCCCUGCUGCGUGUCCUGCCUCGACUCUUGCUUCUGCCCUAUCAUGUCCAAGACCACCCGCUGGAUCAUCACUGUCGGCUCGGUGAAGAAAAACAGCAGCAUUCAGAAGUAUCGCUCAGAGGAUCUCCAGGAGGGGGAAGACAAGGAUAUGAUUUGCUCCGUCGAUGUGGAUGUUAAAGGGAGCAACGUGACUAAGUCCUGGGGAGUGGCAGACGAGAAACUGGUGACGGAUCUGGUCACCAUCACUCCCAAGAACUCGCCAGAUCUCCGGAGGAAGAUCCAGAUGUCCUCGCAAUCCCCGGUUCUCCACCGCAAGUCUCUGGAUGACCUUGACCGCCCCAAGUACCAGCAGUCCAUUUCGUUGGACUCGGGGUGUGUGUCUGAUUCUGAGGAAGGAAUCGCCAGCAAGCGAUCUUCCAUCCACAUGUCAAUGACGAGCCUCAUCAGCGCUUUCAUGAAGUUUAGCACCAAGACCUCUAGGGCUGCUCCGGAAGUUGAAAAUCGACGUUCAAGGGCAUUCGGGAGUCAGAAAUCAAUGCCUCUAAGACGUUUUGUUGUGGAUCCUCUAGCAAGCAACCGGAACUCAAGGCAAGGCUCACCUCCACCUGAUCAUAUUAGGCCAGACUUCCGUCGCUCUGUGUCUAUUGACGUCUCCUACGGCAGAGGAAGACUUGCAGGCGCUCCGCCUCCCCCACCAGUCAAGCUAAAGCCUCACAAGAGCGACGAGAACUUAAUCAGCGAUUCUAAAGUGGCAAACAGUCCAUUCAUCCAACCUGAGAAGAAAGAAAAAUGUUCUAAUAACUUAAAUGGAAAACAAAGCAUUCGUAAUGGCAUCCACGAUGACAGUGCUUCUAAAGGCAAGACAGUCUCUCAACCUCCUAAAAGGCCAAAGGUCCCAUUCCGCAAGUCUUCCCCUCCUGAUAAAACUUCACCUCCUCUUCCCACGCUGAAGGAGUCUCAGGCUUCUUCGAAGACCGACGUAGCACCUAUACACACCAAAUUCCCUACGAGAGGAAAUCCUGCUGACUCUAUCAGCAAACAGUCGUUCAGACCGGCACCAAAGACUCCCUCAAAAGCCGGAAGGCCAGAGCUCGCCCCAUCGAAGUCCACUACGAACCACGGCAACACGAGCCAGAAGAAAAAUGUAAUGGAACUCGCUCGUAAGUUCGAUGCUCCGUAGGAAAGUUUGUGCGGGGAAUUUGGACAAAACAAAUUCAUUAAGGCUAAAUGUAAACUGUUCACCACCAGUCAAGAAUUCUUGACUCUUUAAAUCAGGAAUUAAUUUAAACUCUCAGUGUACAUUUUUGUAUCAGUUCGUUAGCUGCUCUUCUUCCCAAAACUGUGGCCGGCAACACAGCCGGGAACAUAUACUCACAUGUCCCUGGCCGGAGUUUACAGGUUCGAAUCUAAAGCGCUCAUACCUAUGUUUAUUUUAUAGAAAAAAAAAAUUCUGUUUAAUCCAUAAGCUUGCGAAAGCUUUCCUGUAAUGAUACCAUUGUUUUCUGAAACCAAGCUGGAGAACUUUUCAUUCUGAUGAUACUACCAUGUCCUCAAACCGAGAUGACGAACGUUUCCUUGUGACGAUAUUACAGUGUCCUCAAACACACCUGGGAAUGUUUUCAUAUGAGAAUCCUUUCGUGUCCUUAAACUAAGCUGGCAAACAUUCUCUUGUGAUGAUCCAUCCCUGAUUACUUUAGGAAUCCUAAAGCAUAAAUACUCAAAUCUGACAAUGAAUCAAAGAGCAUAUUCUAGUCACAGUAUUUCCAAACAGCCAAAGACCCACACACACUGACGGAUGUCUGGUAGACAGUCAUGUCUUAGGUACGAAUGCCAGUAGUCACGGAAGAAGAUGAACAAUGUUGAAGUAUUAGACACAUGUGCAACAACCGGGUGCCUUUAUUAUGUAGACGUUUCGACAACCAGUGGCUUUAUCAGUCCAGUACACGGCCUAAAACAGAAAACUGAAGAGGUUGAAGAUAAGGUAUUCAGUCCCUCAGCAUAGAAGCAGAUGUUCAGAACUGAAGUCUUGUGUCUAAUAUUUCAGUUUAUCGGUAUUAUGUACCAUUGAUGUUAUGAUGAACAAUGUUGCCUAUGCUUCCUCGAGACGGGCAGGUAAUUCGAAUAGAGGUAUGCAAAUUUUUGUCCACAGUUAUAUGACAGGCACGUGCCCAGACAGUGACUCAGCGUUAGUACCUCAGCGUUAGUACCUCAGCGUUAGUACCUCGGAUAGUGAUUCAGCGUUAGUACCUCAGCGUUAGUACCUCGGACAGUGAUUCAGCGUUAGUACCUCGGACAGUGACUUUAAUCGUUCACUGCCACUGAAGGGCAGUUUAAAACAGUUUAGUGGAAGACACACGAAGAUAUUGUGAAUUAACUCUCAGUUGUUUUUUAUGUUUGAGUGAAUGGAGACAAAUGGUUUUUGGGACCUGACGAGCUGUUGGAGUGUAAGCAGGGUAAUAUUUUGUGAAGGGAUUCAGGGAAACCGGUUAUCUGGACUUGAGUCCUGGAAAUGGGAAGAACAAUGAGUGCACUUUAAAGGAGAGGUUUGUGAUAUUGACAGUUUGGAGGGACGCCUAAACUGUCGUAUCUGAGCGCCUCUGUAAAGACGGUGAUUAUGUAUGAGUGAUGGUGAAAGUGUUGAAUGAUGAUGAAGGUUUGUUUUCUUUUGGGGUUUUUCUUUCUUUUUGGGUCACCCUGCCUCGGUGGGAGACGGCCGAUGUGCUAAAAAAAAAGUUAAAAGUGAUUUCUUAUUUUUUUAUAUAAUUUUAUUUUUACCACUGCCAUUAUUAUUAUUAUUAUUAUUAUUAUUAUUAUUAUUAUUAUUAUUAUUAUUAUUAUUAUUAUUAUUAAGGGGAAAACAUAAGAGCCAAAGGGCUUAUAUUUUCAUCUUGAUUUACACAGUAUGUAUCCAUGAUUUACACAGUAUGUAUCCAUGAUUUACACAGUAUGUAUCCAUGAUUUACACAGUAUGUAUCCAUGAUUUACACAGUAUGUAUCCAUGAUUUACACAGUAU
This is a messenger RNA of Cherax quadricarinatus, 4543 nucleotides long. The record is from RefSeq and is a predicted model, not a curated record. NCBI's taxonomy places the organism in Eukaryota, Metazoa, Arthropoda, Malacostraca, Decapoda, Parastacidae.